This is a messenger RNA of Amphibalanus amphitrite, 1896 nucleotides long. RefSeq names its product tektin-2-like. Gene Ontology annotation, cellular component: nucleus; microtubule cytoskeleton. The coding region runs from base 225 to 1628 and encodes 467 amino acids. The record is from RefSeq and is a predicted model, not a curated record. The transcript has a single exon. Lineage: Eukaryota; Metazoa; Arthropoda; Thecostraca; Balanomorpha; Balanidae. Gene Ontology annotation, biological process: cilium assembly; cilium movement involved in cell motility.
AAAAUGUUCGGAAUGAAACGAAUUUCGGAAUUUCAUUAAGCAGAGCCGCAGUUUAAAUAAUUUAAGGUAUUUUCGAUCACAUAUAUCAGCAUGGAAUAGCGUAAUGACCUUAUAAAAUUUUAUAGGACAUACUGUCUGUAUGAGACUUCAACUUCCUAGUUCCUACAGGGGCUCGCAGCUUAGAGUUGAAACUCGAACAGUUUUAACGACGAAAAAAUUGCAGGAUGUCUGCCAUCGUUUAUAAGCCGUCGGCGAGAUAUCAAGUUCCAGACUGGUUCCGACACAACUGCAGUGUUUCAGAUACCAGCAACCGAGAGCUUACUGUUAGCCACGAUACCAGACAAGGAACGAGUCAAACUUUAAAUGAAGCAGAGAUAAAAACAAAAUGGGACUACCACGACACAAAUAACCGUCUAUGCGAUCGCAUUCGCGAUGUAGAAAGCUGGAAAUUAGUUCUCGAGCAAACAUUGAAAGAAACUGAUGCCGAAAUUGUGUCCCUGUCAAACGCGAAAACGGCAGCGGAAGAUGAGCUCGAACAAAGACAUUUCGACUUGGAAACAGGCCUGGAGACUCUGGCGAUCCGGGAAGGCCGACGAACCGUCGAUGUGGUCAAGGAUGGGGUCGAAGUCGAACUGAACCAAGAAGUUCAGGUCAUCAAGGACUACCGGAGUGAGCUCCAGGAGCGAUGUAACCAGGCGUUUGAGCAGCUCAGUCGGCUGCAGGAGGCGCGUCAGAAGCUGCAGAGCGACAUCACAGACAAAUACAAGGCGCUCGACAUUGACGGCCUUUGUCUGUCGAUGACUCCGCAGAGUCCCAACAUCAGCUUCAAGCCGCACUGCAUGCGCAUGCCGAAGGACACUGUCACCGUGCAGCAGUGGCAGGACCACUCGCGGCACAACAAGGAGCGCGCCGACUACCAGAUGUGCCAGUCGCGCCGACUGCGGGACGCCAUCAUGGCCUCGCUGGCGCAGGGCCGUAACCGGCUGGACGCCCACCACACGGCCGUCCAGUUCGCGCUGCGACAGCGGCUGCACGAGCUGCACCAGACGCACGACGACCUCGUCUGGCAGCGCACCAAGCUCGAGCAGGAGAUCGCCACUGUCGAGGAGGACAUCCGGCGUCUGGAGGCGGCCAUCCGCGAUAAGGACCCCUACCGGAAGCUGGCAGAGACGCGGCUCGAGUACCGCAUGGACCGGCCCAACAUGGAGCUGGCCUACGACCCGCCGUGGCACGGCCUGCGCGAGGAGCGGCUCAGCAUCCAGGCCACGCAGGAGCUGCUCAACGGCCGGCUGCAGCAGCUGUGGGACGCGCUGGACCGGCUGCGCCGACAGCUGGCCGCCGUCAACGAGGACAUCUCGGUCAAGGCCAAUUCGAUCCGGCUGGACAGGCUCAGUCUGGAGACGCACGGGCGCACGCGGCCGCCGGCGCCGCCCAAGGACCGCAACUACCUGGACAAGGUGCUGCUGCUGCGACCCGAGAAGACCAUCUGCGAGCGAGGCGUGCACUACCUGCCGCGGCCCGACCUGCUGCCCGGCUACCAGACCGAGCAGGACUGCUCGUAUACGGCCGGCUGCUCGGGCAACCAGUACCGGCGGCCGUGCCACAACGACCGGGUGCUCGGCUGCUGAAUGGUCGAGCCGCCGUGAACUGGGUCACAACCAGAGGGCCCGCCAGGUCGACACGACUGACUCGACCCUUGGUCGAAAGGGCCGACUCUGCGUGGCUACGCAGAGCGGUCAAAAUUGCUUUGUGCGUGAUUUUCGGAUUGGUGAAUUUGUCAAAAGUGUCCGAUGUUGAAUUAAAAGUUGCUGGUUAUCUUGUCUUACCAUAGAGCUGUCAAACCAGCAGUUGUCAGCUUCAAGUCCGGCAUCGAUCAAAAUAUAUCUGUUGAUGUCA